AUGAUGAAUUCAUCUGACCUUUGGAACCCCCCAGAAGCACAGUUUUGCUUUCCUUUGGUUAACAAUUCGUGCCCUAGACAUGUGAGGUCUGUGCUGAGUGUCUGCGCCAUGUACGUUGUCAUGACUGGUGCUAUUGUGGUGACCAUGCUGGGCAACCUGGUUGUGAUCAUUUCCAUCGCCCACUUCAAGCAGCUCCAUUUCCCGACCAACUUCCUGAUCCUCUCCAUGGCCACCACUGACUUUCUGCUGAGCUGUGUGGUCAUGCCCUUCAGUAUGAUCCGGUCCAUCGAAUCCUGCUGGUACUUUGGGGAUCUCUUUUGCAAAGUCCAUAGCUGCUGCGACAUCAUGCUCUGUACCACCUCCAUUUUUCACCUCUGUUUCAUCUCUGUGGACCGCUACUAUGCUGUUUGUGACCCUUUGCAUUAUGUCACCAAAAUCACCGUCCCUGUCGUAAAGGUGUUUCUAUUCAUCAGUUGGUCUAUUCCAAUAUUUUUUGCCUUCAGCCUGGUAUUCUCAGAAUUAAACAUAAUUGGUGCAGAAGAUUUUGUUGCAGCCAUUGACUGCACGGGUUUGUGCGUGUUGAUAUUUAACAAGCUCUGGGGGGCCCUGGCCUCCUUUAUAGCCUUCUUUCUCCCUGGGACAGUGAUGGUGGGGGUUUACACGCACAUUUUCACAGUAGCCAGGAAGCAUGCUAAGCAAAUCGGCACGGGUCCCGUGAUGAAACAGGCUGGAUCAGAAAGCAAAAUGAAGGCAUCAUCCAAAAAAGAAAGCAAAGCCACCAAGACUUUAAGUGUAGUCAUGGGAGUGUUUGUGUCAUGCUGGCUGCCCUUUUUUGUCUUGACAAUUACAGACCCUUUCAUUAAUUUCACAACGCCUGAAGAUUUGUACAGUGUCUUCCUCUGGCUGGGUUAUUUCAAUUCCACUUUCAAUCCCAUUAUAUACGGCAUGUUUUACCCUUGGUUUCGCAAGGCAUUGAGGAUAAUUGUCACAGGAAUGAUCUUCCACCCUGACUCUUCCGCCCUAAGCCUGUUUCCCGCACAUGCUUAG
Molecule: messenger RNA, 1047 nt
Organism: Diceros bicornis minor
Lineage: Eukaryota; Metazoa; Chordata; Mammalia; Perissodactyla; Rhinocerotidae
Product: trace amine-associated receptor 4
Exons: 1
Coding region: 1-1047 (348 amino acids)
Biological process (GO): G protein-coupled receptor signaling pathway; behavioral fear response; chemosensory behavior
Cellular component (GO): membrane
Molecular function (GO): 2-phenylethylamine receptor activity; trace-amine receptor activity
Source: RefSeq, a predicted model, not a curated record